CCCUAAAUGUCCAGACCCAGCCAUUCUGUUUGUGGUUGAGGUGGAUGCCUUGGAGUGUGGCAUAGGAGCUAUACUGUCCCAGGUUGUGGGCAGUCCUCCCAGGCUGCACCCUUGUGGCCAUUGUUCAAGGAAAUAAUGAUGACAUAAGAAAUGGGGAACCGUUUGUCAUGAAAGCCGCAUUUGAAGUGGAAGCACUGGUUAGAGGGGGCCAAGCAUUUCUGGUUCUAAAAACCACAAGAACCUAGAAUCUAUCAGCGAGGUCAAACACCUGAGCCGUCUACCAUCGGCACAGGGAGUAAAAAGUGAAGAGUUUAUUUCAGACUUUCAGAUUUCAAACUCACACUUCUGUACUGACGUGUGUGAACUGUGAAAGGAGGAAACUGUUCGAGGAGGAAGGAACUGGGUUUUUAUUCUUCUGUGAAAGUGUGACAGCGACUAGAUGGCAGUUCCUUUUUGUUGGCUCAUCAAAACUAAAGCCAGACAGAGCUACUACUGCACUCCGUACAGACAGCAGACCAUGAAGCUUCUCCUUUUAAUGAGUCUUCUGAUCUACAGCUCCAUACAAACAGCUCAGACUGAGACUCUACAUGUGAGUCAGACAGAGGGAAGAAUCAUCGUCCUUCACUGUGGAAGACUAACUAACGGUAAAGUGACGUGGAGCAGAGACACCAACGGACAGAGAGUGGACAUUCUGACCACUCAUAACGGAGAGACGAGCAAACACAUCGCUGAUCCAGACAGACGUUACGGCUCACAAGCCAAUCUAGCGCUGAUUAUAGUCACAGUCUCUCAGACAGACGCUGGUAGAUACGACUGCAGUGGAGCUACAGUGGAGCUCAAUGUAACUGAAGAGACUCUACAUCAGACUGAGAAAGAGGGAAACACCGUCGCCCUUAAAUGUGGAAGACUAACUAAGGGCCCAGUGACCUGGAGCAGAGACACCAACGGACAGAGAGUGGACAUUCUGACCACUCAUAACGGAGAGACGACCAAACACAUCGCUGAUCCAGACGGACGUUACGACUCAAGGAAAGAUCUAGUGCUGAUUAUAUACGGAGUCUCUCAGUCAGACGCUGGUAGAUACGACUGCAGUGGAGCUACAGUGGAGCUCAGUGUGACAUCAGGAACCCCAACAUCAGCCCUUCAAACCCCGUCUAAUGAAUCAAUCAACAUCACAAGUGAGGGAACAGAUAAGUCAGCACCCACAUCUACUACAUCAAGCAACAACAAAAAUGAGGAAAAAGCAACAUCAACCCUUCAAACCCCGUCUAAUGAAUCAAUCAACAUCACAAAUGAGGAAGCAGAUAAGUCAGCACCCACAUUUACUACAACAAGCAACAACAAAAAUGAGGAAAAAGGUACAAAUAACAUAACCGCAUCCAUAACUGCUACAGAAGCUGCAACAACUACACCAACAUCCAAAACUAACAUCACAGGGACAAACGCUACCGAAACUGCAACGACUACAUCCACAUCCACAACUAACAUCACAGGGACAAACGCUACCGAAACUGCAAUGACUACACCCAAAUCCACAACUAACAGCACAGGGACAAAAGCAACCGAAACUGCAACAACUACAACCACAUCCACAACUAAUAAAACGAACAGAACAGGCACAACGGCACCAAAAACUGCAACAAAUACAACUCACCAUUCAUCUGGAGGAACAACUCAAGUUUCAGCUCUAUGGAAUGUCCUGAUCAUAGCAGGUUCCUGUCUGGUUGCUGUGGCUCUGGUUCUGUUCCCAUGGAGAUGUUUUCACAAAAGAAAAGAGGACUGUGAGAUGCCGUAUGACGACGUCUACACUACCAUUGAAUACGUCGCCUUUAAUAAAGAACAAACAGGAGCUGUUUGUGUACAGACUCCACGGACUCGUCUCAUCAGCUAAUCAGGAGGAAACAUCUAUGUCAUACAUUUUAAUCCAUUAACUUUGAGAAAUCUCAGGUAGAAGGAAAAGGACAGGAAUACUAAAACCCACAGAAAUCACAAACACAUUGUUCAAUUCUGAAUUUAAUACAACUUUUAUUCUGUUAAACCUCACUGUAUAUUCUUUUCCUUACCAACUGUUAGUUUUCUCCUUGUAUUUUAUUAAUUUAGAUGUUUUAG
Messenger RNA from Pygocentrus nattereri (red-bellied piranha), 2109 nucleotides. RefSeq names its product mucin-5AC-like. The record is from RefSeq and is a predicted model, not a curated record. Bases 440 to 1891 code for a protein of 483 amino acids. The transcript has 11 exons. Lineage: Eukaryota; Metazoa; Chordata; Actinopteri; Characiformes; Serrasalmidae.